Molecule: messenger RNA, 351 nt
Organism: Ustilaginoidea virens
Lineage: Eukaryota; Fungi; Ascomycota; Sordariomycetes; Hypocreales; Clavicipitaceae
Exons: 5
Coding region: 1-351 (116 amino acids)
Cellular component (GO): cytoplasm; ribonucleoprotein complex; nucleus
Molecular function (GO): mRNA binding
Source: RefSeq, a predicted model, not a curated record
AUGAGUAGUCGCGGCGGAAAGCUCGCACCCGAAGUCAAUAGAGCUUUGUUCGUGAAGAACUUGAGCUACAGCGUCACUCCAGAGGAGCUUUUCGACCUCUUUGGAAAAUUUGGCCCCAUUCGCCAAGUUCGCCAGGGAAUUUCCAACGCUACCAAGGGUACUGCCUUUGUGGUCUAUGAGGACGUAGUGGAUGCUAAGCAAGCCUGCGACAAGCUCAACGGCUUCAACUUUCAGAGCCGUUAUCUUGUCGUUCUAUAUCACCAGCCAGAGAAGAUGAUCAAGUCAAAAGAGGACUUGGAGGCUCGCCGUGAAUCUUUAGCGCAGCUCAAGAAGCAGCACGGUAUAGAUUGA